Messenger RNA from Peromyscus eremicus (cactus mouse), 850 nucleotides. RefSeq names its product vitelline membrane outer layer protein 1 homolog. The transcript has 3 exons. NCBI's taxonomy places the organism in Eukaryota, Metazoa, Chordata, Mammalia, Rodentia, Cricetidae. The coding region runs from base 169 to 774 and encodes 201 amino acids. The record is from RefSeq and is a predicted model, not a curated record.
CGGAGCUGGGAAUCAAAUCUUCAGGGUUCCUGGAGCAGAUUAGUUUUGAAUGUCACUUAAUCCUGGUCGUUCUUCCGCAACCUGAGCCGUGAAAGGGCAACCUGAAUUCUGAUAGGGACAGGGUUGAUAUAAACCCAUGUAAGUGACCAGAUUCAUAGGUAAUGCAGGAUGGAGUUGCAGGCUGGAGCCCAGCUGCUGCUGCGGCUGCUGCUGUGGGUGAUAUACUGUGGAGAUGCGCAGAGAGUGAAAGAAGCACGAUAUGCAUCGAUUGUUGACGUGACCAACGGCGGGACCUGGGGUGACUGGGCCUGGCCUGAGAUGUGUCCUGAUGGAUACUUCGCCAGUGGGUUCUCCAUCAAGGUGGAGCCCCCUCAGGGCAUUCCUGGGGAUGACACAGCUCUGAACGGGAUCCGGCUGCACUGUACUCGAGGGAAUGCCAAGCAGAACACCCAUGUUGUGGAGUCUCAAUCUGGAAGCUGGGGCUCAUGGAGCGAGCCUCUGUGGUGUCCUGGCACCCACUUCCUAGUGGCUUUCUCCCUUCGGGUGGAACCGUUUUCAUUUCCCGGGGACAACACUGCGGUGAACAACGUGCGUUUCCGUUGCUCGAAUGGUGUGGAGCUGGAGGGGCCUGGGCUGAGCUGGGGAGAUUACGGAGACUGGAGCAACUCGUGUGCCAAAGGUGUCUGUGGCUUGCAGACCAAAAUCCAGAAGCCUAGAGGCCCCCGUGAUGACACUGCGCUUAAUGACGUCAGGAUAUUCUGCUGUAACUCCUGAAGCUGUUGCUGUGGCCCACUCUCCCACUGGACCCUGCCAGUGCUGUGCCUCUUACUAUUAAAGCUUCUUGGUCUUG